GGCGUUUUGGCCCUUUCGCGCACCCGUCCGGGGCGGACAUGGCCGCCUGUUGCGCGGGGUUGCUGCGGGGCUCGGGGCUCGCAGGCCCGCUCUACCCCGGCCACGUGCCCACCAGCCCCCUGCAGAAGGCGCUGCUGGCGGCCGGCUCCGCGCUCGCCGCCCUCCGCGACCCCUACCGGCAUGAUAUGGUGGCGGUUCUUGGCGAGACAACCGGCUCCCUUGCCCUGCAGAGGCUGCGGGACAAGAUGAGACACGAUGCCGAGGGGUAUCAGAUCCUGCGAGAGCGGCCACGGAUCCGGCUGUCCACCCUGGAUGUGGCGGGGCUCCGGGGGCUGCCGGAUGGGACAUUUGGUCGGGAAUACAUGCGGUUUUUAGAAGACAACAGGGUUUCUCCAGAUACAAGGAUGCCGGCCAAAUUCGUUGAUGAUGAGGAGCUGGCUUACGUGAUCCAGCGGUACCGGGAAGUCCACGACCUGAUGCAUACUCUCCUGGGCAUGCCCACCAACAUGCUGGGUGAGGUCGUGGUGAAGUGGUUCGAAGCUGUUCAGACCGGCCUGCCCAUGUGCGCUCUUGGAGCAGUGUUUGGCCCCAUUCGUCUCAAAGCCCGAAAGCUGCAGGUCUUGACCACGGAGCUCAUCCCCUGGGCUGUGCAGAGUGGGCUCCGUGCCAACUGCAUCCUGAACAUUUACUAUGAGCGCCGCUGGGAGCAGACGGUGGAGUCCCUGAGGGAGGAGAUCGGGAUCCUGCCUCCCCCUUCCAUUCGCCUGUGAGAGCCCAAGCGUAGAGGGCAUUGGCCUCCAUGAGGCUUUGGUGGGACAAAGGGGGGUUGUCCUCACAGGGCACCAGCCUGGAGAGUGAUGACAACCCCCUCAGGGCUUCGUCUCCUCCAGGGAAUUUUCCUGCAGCACUUGGGACAUUGCUUAGCCUGAGCCAGUGCCUGGCACAUCACUGUCACGUCACAGGCACAGCUCUGAUGACUGCAACAUUAUGCCUCCUUAUGGGAAGGGGAAACCUGACCCCUGCUGCUGUGUUGGCCCCAUAUAAAGCUGGUCCCAUGUAGAACUGCAUCCAGCAGAGGUUUUGUUCACACUCGGGUGUGCCUGCCACGUUCAAGGGGUGCAGGUGGUGCAUUGGCCCCAUUCAUCCCUAUGGGCUGCCCUCCCCACCAAGUCAUGGGAAUGCUCCCUGGGUUGCAUCUCAUUAGCUUUAGUGCUGGGGUGGUGAUGAGGGAAGCAGUUGUGGGUUAGAUAGUGCUGGGACAAUAUGGCCUUUGCCUUCCCAUUGACAUGGGACUCCCAGGGGAAGACCUCCCUCUCUGGUGGGCCCUCGUUUUCCAGGGACUGCUUUCUUCAAGGCCUCACUUGCACUGCAGAGCAAUGUUGGCAGAGUGCUAGCAUCUCUCCCUGCCCUGCAUCCCUCUAGCAGCUGGCCCCUCCUAUCAGCCAGCAGGGUGACUCUGUCCAAAUGGGAAGGCUUCAGCAAGCACAGGGAGAUAGUUCCACAGCCCUUCGGUCGCCAGUGCUUCCCCAGGGCAACCUCCGCACCCUGGGACAGAGCUGCAGAGCAGAACCCCCUGCCCUACUGGUGCCAACUGAACUGCCAGCAGAGUGAGACAAGUAGAGACAAGGCCCUGCCAGAGCCAGUUGUGUAACCAGACCAGGGUGAUUCAUGGCCUAAGAUGGAGCAACAGCAGGUCCUGCCCUAGCCCCCCUUGCUGCCCCUGCUCUACUGGCCUGCUUUAGGCUUUGUGUGAGGCCUCUCGUGCUUCUCGGCUGGUGGAUCACACAGUCAUGCUGGCCCUGAGGAGAUGCAGCAAUCGACUUACUGACACAAAGCCAAAGUGCCCUGGAGUGUGCGCACUACAUGUCCAUGGUUCAGAAGGAGCCAAGCACCCUGGCAGCCUGCCUCAGUGACUCCCCAUGCUGAACAGGCUGUGGAACCAGAGCCCUCAGCUCCAUCUUCUCUGGCUCACACCAGACACUGACCAGCUGGUGGAGGAAAGCAGCUACAAGCCCUGUCAAUGCUCUGUGUGGGAUGGUUCUUCCUCAGGGCCCUACUGCUGUCCCUGUCCCAAGCACUAAAUUCCCACACUCACUCUAGUUGUAAGUAGCCAAGGACCUGGAAGGCUGCAGCAGGGAGAGGCAGUGGGGCUAAGGCCUGAGUCCCAGAGGAAGGAGGAUGCUGAAGCUGGGAGCCACCAGCAUGGGGUGUAGAUGGUGCUUGGCGUAGCAAGGCAAGGAGAUGUUGGAGCGGGGAGUUCUGAUGCUGAAGUUGCUCUGUUAAUAAAAUCCAUUGCGAGAUGUGCA
Messenger RNA from Alligator mississippiensis (American alligator), 2306 nucleotides. It is a transcript of the gene COQ4, whose product is annotated as coenzyme Q4. Gene Ontology annotation, cellular component: mitochondrial inner membrane; mitochondrion. NCBI's taxonomy places the organism in Eukaryota, Metazoa, Chordata, Crocodylia, Alligatoridae. The record is from RefSeq and is a predicted model, not a curated record. The coding region runs from base 39 to 770 and encodes 243 amino acids. The transcript has 7 exons. Gene Ontology annotation, biological process: ubiquinone biosynthetic process.